Musa acuminata AAA Group (dessert banana) is the source of this 609-nucleotide messenger RNA. RefSeq lists its product as uncharacterized. The coding region runs from base 1 to 609 and encodes 202 amino acids. The transcript has a single exon. NCBI's taxonomy places the organism in Eukaryota, Viridiplantae, Streptophyta, Magnoliopsida, Zingiberales, Musaceae. The record is from RefSeq and is a predicted model, not a curated record.
AUGGCGUUGCUCCUAGGGCUCAACCAGAAGGAGGAUGAGCCCCUCUCCCAUUUUAUGAACCGAUUUACGACGCAAAUCCGUGGAUUGUCGGAUGCUCACCCCUCUCUCUUGAUGCAGGCCUUCAUGACUGGCCUGCGCCCCUCCAGGUUCUUCUGGUCGUUCGUAGAGCGGCCCCCGGUCGCGGUUCCCGAGAUGCUCCAACGCGCCAGUCAGUUUAUCGCCGCGGAAACCUGGAUGGCUGGAAAGCGGGAGGAGCACAAAAAGGUCAAGUCAGAGCCGCCCCGACAGCAACAACCCGCCACCUCCCGGCGAAAGUUGGACAGACCUGACCUGAGGCCCCCUCUUCCCGCCUUGAAUUCCUCCCGGACUGAAAUAUUCCUGCACGAGAGGGGAAAGGGGCUCCUCAGGGACCCUCACCCGAUGAAGAACCCGCGGGAACUCGCAGACCGUUCGAAGUAUUGCCGAUUCCAUCGACAGCACGGGCACGACACUGAACAGUGCUACAAGUUGAAGAGACAAAUCGAGGAGCUCAUCCUUAGGGGUCAUCUCGGCCAGUACCUCCGGCCGAACAAAGAGCAGUCGCCUCGCCCAGAGGGCCCCGUCGAGUGA